AUGAGUGCCAAAGAAGAGAGAAAAGAAUUUGUUAAGAAGAGUAUGGAUACGAAAACUAGUAUAAAAAAAAUGGAUAACAUGAUAAGAAUGGUGAAUGAGAUAAGUGCUAUUUUUAACACUAUUUGUGAUCAUUUAAGCGAAACUUGGAAACCACAUGAACAAGGAGUACAAGUAAGUAGAAUGAACCUUAAUCUACCAACAUAUGACCCAGACUUCAUUGAAAAAAUGAAUGACAAGAUAAUGAAUAAAAUGGAAGAGUUUUCCCAACUACUCGAAUCUUCUUUAGUUGAUUUGGAAUAUGCUUAUCAAGUUGAAGAGGCUUGGAAUUCUAAUCAGAAUAAUCGAAAUAAACCGUACGUUAAAUAUGAUCUUAACGAUGAUGAAAAAAUUAUUAUAGAUCUCAAAGAAAAAAUGCAAAAAACAAGUCAACAAGUUACAAAUACAUUUUUUAAAGAUUAUGAAACUUAUUUUAAAAAACAAAAGGAUGAUAAGCAGAUCAUCAUUUCAGAAUUAACUUUUCCCAAACGAACAAAAGCAUAUGAUGCAAGACAAAUUGAUAUUACAAUUGAUAAUUGGCUUGCUAAAGCAAAAAAAGGACCUUACAAAAUAGAAAUUGAUAAAACCGAUUUUGAUACAUUAAAUCGAGUUUCAGCCUUUUCAAAAACAAUUCUAGAGUCAUCAGAUUCUUUGGAGUUUCAACGAAUAACACAACUAGCAACCGCCAAAUUAAAUGAAUUAGAUCAUACUGAUCCGAUACCAGAUCUACUGGAAAGGCAUAAGCCUUAUUCGGUUAAUAGAGGUGUAACUCCUACUAGUAUAGGCGGUAGUAGCAAAAGUUCGCAACAGUUUUCAUUAGGACAGCAAAAACAGCAUGGCAAAGAAAUGACGAUCACUCUCACAGAACAAGAGUUAAAUAUAUGCGACUUAUUGAAACAAGUUACUGCCUAUUUGAAGGAAACUAAACCCGAGUUACCCUCUAUUGAACUGAGAAUAGCUGGUGGUUGGGUUCGAGAUAAAUUACUUGGAUUCGAAUGUAAUGAUUUAGAUGUUGCGAUAAAUCAUUUGACAGGAUUAAAUUUUGCAAAUUAUGUUAAAGAAUUUGUUGAUAAAGAACAUAAAUCUAUUCCAGUAAAAAUUCAUUUAAUAGAAUCAAACCCUGAAAAAUCUAAACAUUUAGACACUGCUACUACAAACCUUUUUGGUUUGGAUAUAGAUUUUGUUAAUUUGAGAAAAGAAGUCUAUGAUGCGGCUAGUAGAAUUCCUGUUUCUAUUGACUUUGGUACACCCGAAGAAGAUGCUUAUCGUAGAGAUAUAACAAUAAACGCGUUAUUUUAUAAUAUACACACAUAUGAGGGCAAGUCAGAUUUGAAAGAAGGAUUAAUUCGCACGCCACUUCCCGCUUAUGAAACAUUUAAAGAUGAUCCACUUCGAGUAUUGAGAUGUAUAAGAUUCGCAAGCAGAUUUCAAUUUGAGAUUGUUGAAGAUGUGAAAGAUGCCAUUAUAAAAAAUGAUAGUAUCAAAACAGCACUAAAUGAGAAAAUAAGUCGGGAAAGAAUUGGAUUAGAGGUUGAUAAAAUGAUCAAAGGACAUGAUCCCAUUGGCGCCUUUGAUUUGAUUCUUAAUUUAGGACUUUAUGAUAUAGUGUUCUCAUCACCUCCACAAGAAACCAUCGUAUCCGGAAAAUUUGAAGAUUCAAAAAUUUGUUUAAAUACAGCAAAAAUUCUUAAAUGGUUGUUUUCUGAUGAAAGUAAAGGUUAUGAGUUCCAUCCUAAGUUUCGUCAAUUAAAUGAAGAUGAAAAGCGAAAACUAUAUUUGGCAGCCUGUACAUUACCUUAUAAAGAUAUGAUAUAUACAGAAAAGAAAAAGAGGCAUCCGGCUUGCCGUUUUGUAAUCCGCGAAGGGUUAAGGUUUUCGAAUGAGGAUGUUGAUAAAGUAACAAGCCUUUUCUCAAAUGUUUAUUCUGUGAAGAACGCAGUUGCACAGAAUUAUGAAGCCCCAGCAAAUAGAGUUGCACUCGGAUUAUUGAUACGUGAACUUGGAUCUGAAUGGUUAACUAAUUUACUCUUUGCUUUGUCCAAUGAGUUGAUAUCGAAAUUUGACAAUAUGGACCAAGUUAAAGAAAUUAGUGACAAAUAUACAAAGUUAAUUGAAAGAGUACAAGAAUUAAAAUUGGAAAACGUUUUUAAUGAAAAACCUAUCCUAAACGGUAAAGAUAUUCAGAAUUUAUUGAAAAUUAAACAAAGUCCGGAGGUUAAAAUAAUAUUGAAUUCAGUCAUGGAAUGGCAAUUAGAAUUCUCAAGUAAAAGUGAAGAAGAAUGUAGGGAAUUUAUUAAAACUAAAUAUGGAAAAAGAUAA
Molecule: messenger RNA, 2355 nt
Organism: Funneliformis caledonium
Lineage: Eukaryota; Fungi; Glomeromycota; Glomeromycetes; Glomerales; Glomeraceae
Source: the annotation of a GenBank genome assembly